ACAGAUCGAAAUUAUAAGCUGAUGAUUUGACAAUAUUUGUAAUAAUUUGUUUGUAAACUUAAAAUGUUUUGUUUUUUAUUACAUAAAUAAAGUCGUAAAACAAUGGAACAAGUAGUUGAAGAUAUAGAAAAUAAGGUGAAGAAAACGGAUGAACGGCUCGAUAAUCUAGCGGAACAGGUUGGAAAUAUUGAAAGUGGAAUAUUCUCAGAAGACGGCGAGAAAAUCGAAGUGCACAAUAUUUUAAAAUCGGUCAGUGAAGUGAAGAGUAAUUACCAAAAUCUGAGAAAAGACAUAAUGGAGGUUCAAGACCUUCAGAAGCAGCUGAGUUUAACACUUGGUCAGCAGCUCAAAAUGAUGCAGAACAAGUUUAAUAUGUUAAAGGAGAGGAUUAAUGUGGCAGAAUCUUCAAAAUUAGUCAGACCGAAAUCACCCACAAUAGAUCUGGAUGACCAAUAAGUAUCUUUCGUUACUACCGCUUUUUGUGCUUCUUAAGGACUAAGAAAAUAAGACCUGUUUGUAACCAGGAGAUUUAAGUUCUCGCCAAAAAGCUUAGUAGUUUUUACAAAACCUUUAAGUAGCUGUUGGCAUUGAAGAAACUUCUUUUGUUAAACCUGUUAUAGAACCAGGAUUUCGCAUAUUUAGAGUUUUCGAAGUUUUAAUCAUUCAUAAUUGUGUAUUCUAUAUUCCAAUCUGGCAAUAGCAGUGACCCAAUUCAAAAAAAAAAAGAGGAUGGUAAUGUAGUAGCAAAGUACAAGUUUUUUUUAUUUUUAAAGUAAAUAUGCAUUUUUGAGUGAAGUCACUGUUUAUCUUGGGAUAUAAUACCCAAAAAUAGGAAAAUAAAUGUCCAUAAGCGUUUUAUUUUGCAAACAAAAAAUUGUGUAUUUCGAAUCAGAAUUAUUGCAUUUGCUCCAAAACUGAUCAAUUCUUCUUCAUGAGAAUCAACAACUAUUGUAGCCUGUGAGGGUAAAAACAGCAGACCUUUCGAUACUGAAAAGAAGGAUAUUUGUCUCAAAUUUGUUUCGUGUCUUUUUCCUUUUUUUUUAACUUGGUUUUUUGUUCAUUUGCAGUCAGAUUAAUGGACAUAUGAAAAGAUUGUGCCUACCAGUUUUGCAUAUUAUUAUUUGUAAUAUAAAAUUUUUCAUUUUGUGAUGUAAACUAAAAGCUGACAUAACAUGAGGUACUGGUUUAAUGUUGGUUAUGCUUAUUGUUGGCAGUAUUUGAAGACUAAACUUGAUGUAAUGUGCAUGAAUAUUGUUAAAUGCUAAUUUCGCUAUCCCUCAUAAAUGUUUCUUUAGCUUUUAAUGCCUUCUUAGCGUGCUGACUUAAAAAACGAUUAUAACCCCAGUGUCUCGCACACAUAUUCUAACUGAUUUGUGAUACAAUUAUUAUUAUUAAUUAGUUUUUGUAAUUAUAGACAGACCUGUCGGAUGCAGCUGCUUGGUAUAGGGAAGUGGAAAAAGUCCUUCACAAGCAUGUCAAUUCAUAUUUUGAUUGUCUUAUUUUAAAGGGCAUGUAUGCAUGGACAUGUUUUCCAAAGCACAUCAUCAGAUUUUAAUGAAACAGAUUUGAUAAUUAUUAGCCAAUAGCACUUCGACGAUACAGUACGCACCUGUAAGUAAAAAUUGUUAAGUACCUCGUCAAUUUGAAUGGAACCUAUUAAGAAUCCAGCUCAAAAGUAUUAUGCACCUAAAGCGCAAAAUAUUUAGACACGUAGGUAAUAAGAUGUAUACAUAGAUGUCGACCCUAUAUUUUGCCACUUCCAGAUAGUAGUGCAUUUAUGAAACAAAUUGCAUUCGAUUGGCAUUGGGUUCGUGUUCCUUCUUCUUUCAGACUUCUUGCUCUCGGCGUAGUUCAAGUGAGUUGAAGCUCUAAUCUUAUUUUUCUGCUGUUUUUCAUGGUACACAACCUGCUAAAAAAAAUGUUAUACCUUCGCUAUAUUAAUUUCAACCCUUUUUUUAUAUAAAUUUUAUAGGUAUAGGGGACUUUUGCAACUUUUUGCUCAAAUCUUUACUAUAAAUAUAUCCCUUAAACGGCACAAUAUUUUCAGUAUAUUUUAGAAAUACGACGACCUGUUGAUAUAUUUUUAGAAUGAAUAGUGUAAUUUGUACCUUUUAGAUGUUUUUAAAUGCGAUAUACACCUUACGCCAUCAUUCGUAAUUUGUUGACAUUAUUUAAAAUAAAACAAACAUUUUAAA
Molecule: messenger RNA, 2195 nt
Organism: Cylas formicarius (sweet potato weevil)
Lineage: Eukaryota; Metazoa; Arthropoda; Insecta; Coleoptera; Brentidae
Exons: 3
Coding region: 103-456 (117 amino acids)
Source: RefSeq, a predicted model, not a curated record